AUCAUUACAGAGUCAAGCUGAUCAUUACCCACAGCUGGUUUUCCCCUGUACAAUCCUUAUACUUGUAUUGGACGAACAGGAAGAUGGUUGAAGAUCUGAAAAGAAAACUGCUCAUGGUUCUUGCUCUUCUCUUGCUGCCCAGCUCAGCACAAACAGGGAAUACAGACAGGCUCUCAGAGCAUCACUGCACAGACUUCCAGAGAGCCAACUUCCUACGGGGCAGCAAACUUAAGGUCCAGUUUCUUCUGUUCACUGCCUUGAGCCCCAGCUGUGGAGAGCUGAUUUCAGCUGAUGAUGACAUCAAGAACUACAGCUUCAACAGCAGCCUGGAAACCAAAAUCAUCAUCCAUGGUUUCAGGGCUUUGGGUACCAAACCUUCCUGGAUUGAAGGGCUUGUCCAAGCCAUUCUGCACACCAGCCAGGUGAAUGUGAUCGCAGUAGACUGGGUUUAUGGGUCUACAGGAGCCUAUCCCUCCGCAGUGGAAAAUGUCACACAGCUGGCCCUCGCCAUCUCACAGUUCAUCAGCAAGCUCCUGGCCCUGGGAGUCUCAGGGACAUCUAUCCACAUCAUUGGGGUAAGCCUCGGAGCACACGUCGGGGGCCUGGUGGGGCACUUCCAUGGCGGUCGCCUGGGACGGAUAACAGCCCUGGAUCCUGCAGGCCCAAAGUACACCAGAGCCAGCCCCGAGGAACGCCUGGAUCCUGGGGACGCCCUCUUCGUGGAAGCCAUUCAUACUGACGCUGACAAUUUUGGGAUCCGGAUUCCUGUAGGCCACAUCGAUUAUUUUAUCAAUGGAGGCAAAGAUCAGCCAGGAUGCCCCCGAUUCAUCUCUGCAGGCUAUAGCUUCCUGAUCUGCGAUCACAUGCGGGCCGUACAUCUCUACAUCAGUGCCUUGAGCCACCCCUGUCCCAUCGUGGGGUUCCCCUGUGCAAGUCAUCAAGAUUUUCUAAAUGGUCAUUGUCUGGACUGUGCAAAACACUUCCUGUCCUCCUGUCCCAGAAUAGGCCUGCUGGAGCAGGCAGGUGUCAACACGAGCAGGCUGCCCCAAGAAGUGAAAGUUUUUUUAAUGACCAGUCCUUCAGCCCCAUUCUGUGUCCACCACAGCCUGGUUGAGUUCCAGUUGCAGAAGAAAAGAAACAGAGUCACCAGCAUUGAGGUCAGUUUCAGCAGCAACAGCACCAAGGACACAGCAAAGAUCACCAUACCCAAGGACCAGGAGACAGGCAAACGGCUGCUGGCCCACCGAGUUCCCCUCUGCCAGAUAAACAGUGUGACCCUGAAGUAUAUCCCCAAUAACCUUUUUUGGAGAAAGGAUGAGCCAUCCAUUGUUGGCAAGUUCUGUGUAGCACCACUGCCUCUCAAUAGCAGCAGGACAAUGUCAUGUCUGCCCUGGAGCCUCACCCUCCCCAGCAAAACAGACAUCUCGUAUGACCUGCCUACUGCUUGUGCCUAGCUCUGCCUUCAGGAUACACAGAAGCAGAAAGGAGUCCUGAACCUAUUGCUGCUCUCUUCUCCCAGAUGAUACUUUCACCAUAAAACUGGAUGGGUUUUUUACUCCCUGCAUUAGGGGCAAGAUGUCAAGGAAAAGAAGUGCAUGGCAGAUUGACAAAUACAAGGUUAACUGGUUACAGCAAAAUCUCCCAGUUAAAAGACUGGAUUGACACUUUUGUCUCACAGGUUCUGUACCCAGCUCUCAAAGUGAGAUAGAAAAGUCAUUUAAUCUUGAGGCUUGAAUCUGUAUGAAAGAAGGAGAGGAUAAUAUAAUUCUUUUUAUAGUGGGAGUAUUAGUGUAAUUCAUUAGUGUUUUAUAUAUAAACUGUUCUGUAAUCUUCAUAUUAAAGGUGAGAGGUACUAUUUUUCCUCAGCAAGAGGAAACUGUGUGGUUCAAGUUUGGCACAUGAAGGAGUCACUCUUAGCCAGAGCUCCAGUGGGAAACUUGCUAGUCCCAUCUACAAGAUGCUUUCAGAGGGAGACCCUAUUGAUUUCACAGCACAUAAAUCUCUCUGAAGCUCACAUGAAGUGAAGCAGGCAUCAGGAGCAGCACAGAGCUCUCACAUCCAAUUUUGCAUGCUUUCACCAUCUGCUCAGAAUAGAAGGUAGUAGGAGAAUGGAGCACUGUAGCCACAGGGCCACCUACCACAAAUUAAUCCCAGGAACUCAGCACAGCUGUUCAGACCUGAAAAAGUAGUUGAAAUCUGAAAAUAAUUGGUGAAAGAUUACGGUGGGAUGCAUGACCACAGAAACAACACACCCACACCUUUUCCACACCACCAUACAUUUGCAAAUUAAAGAGGUGACAAGUCUUUCAUCAUUUCUGCCCACAAAUCACAUGUUCUGUUGACCAUUUUCUCUGGUUGCCUGUAGUGACUUGAAAAGUGCACCACGGAUUCCAUGAUCAGGGGUGAAGGGCAUGCUAAAAGCAUUGAAGAAGUGUCUGAAGUCAUUUGCUGUUCACUCCUGCUUCACUAGAUAGUGUCACAGCAAAAUCCAGGAUUUUGGGCUCUGCCUUAUGACUGUUUGGAAGGACAGCUAACAAACACCAUCUCCAACACACACUUGGGAGAGGGAUAGAGCUGGACUCUGACAACCUGAGAGAGAUUCAGGUUAGUUGGCACCAUGAUUGAAGAGUUUCCUGGGAUCUUCUUGUUGAAGACUGGAAUAUAAGUUCAGCAGACACCUGUGAAGGACAGUGUGUAAUUCAGCCCAGCCUGAUCCACUGCUUCAGGCAGGUGCAUAAAGCACCUCGACAGAUGGAGCCAGUUCCACUGCACAUUUCAGCUUCUUUGCAGAAGAGACCCCAACAGCUCCCAUGUCAAUCUGCUGCAGACAUUUCCGAGCUGUGAAAGGCAGUGGGGUCAGGCUGAAGCACCAAUGUAUUGACAGAGCAUGAUCACAACCAUGAGCAGGAUGAUUCCCAGGCCUGGGACAGCCCCAUUCUCCUGCCCUGGUGUGGCAGCAAAGGUGAGCAGUGCAAGGAGCUGUGUACAUCACAGAUCCCACAUAUCCACCACUCCAGUGGCCCUCAGCAAGAGAGCCAGAUCCCAAGCACAGGUUUUGGCCAGCUGAGACUUGUGAGACAGGUCAAACCAGAGGCUGGGCCACAGCCCCUGCGUGAGCAGGGCAGUGCAGGUGGGGCUGCCUCCACCAGCCCAGGGCUGACACAAAGUCAGCCCCACAGGCAGAAUGGCUGUGCCCCAGCAUGUCUGUGCCAAGAGGCACUGAAGGACACCCUUCCCUGUGGUGACAGAAGGACCAACAUUCCUUGCUCUUUCCCUGAAUACUUGCCCUGGAGAGGCUCCUUCUCCCAUUGCUCAACUUGAUUGCACCAAGCUCUGUGAGACAGAGGAUUCUUCCACAGGUACUUCCAUUUCCCUGACUGAGGAAAUAGUUGCGGAAGCUCAUGAGACAAAUCCUGCUGCAGCUGAACGUGGAAGGAGCCUUCCAUCUCUACACUAUUUUCAUUAAGGCAUUGCCCUUGCUACCAAUGGCUGCUCUCUUCACAGAUGUUUUGUAUCCAUUACUUUCUUCAUUUGAUGUUUGUGCACCCUGAGGUCACACCCACCUUGAGCACACACAAAAAAGGGUUAUUUCCUACACCUGUUCCCAAUCUAAAUUCCUUCUCUUUCUUAUUUCAAGAAUCAAUGCAAACAACCAACCAGAAGUCUUUUUUCACUAGCUUCUUUGAGAAGUUGUGCUUGUCAUAAAUGAGAAAUCCUAUCUCCUGGAAAAGUAAUUUCUGGUCUUACUAGAGUGGAUGCCCAGUGAGAUGCAUAUCAUCAAACUCUCCAUUGCAAGCCCUUUACCAA
Motacilla alba alba is the source of this 3807-nucleotide messenger RNA. RefSeq names its product phospholipase A1 member A (gene PLA1A). The coding region runs from base 84 to 1454 and encodes 456 amino acids. Gene Ontology annotation, molecular function: lipase activity; carboxylic ester hydrolase activity. Lineage: Eukaryota; Metazoa; Chordata; Aves; Passeriformes; Motacillidae. Gene Ontology annotation, biological process: lipid metabolic process. The record is from RefSeq and is a predicted model, not a curated record. The transcript has 11 exons.